AUGUUGAAGGUGUCACCGAUUAAGGGUGUUCAGCGAUUUGACAGACGUGGAAAGCUUGCCCUAAGAUACAUUAGUCCAUUUACGAUUGUUGAGCACGUUGGUGCUGAAUCAUAUAGGCUAGAUCUUCCAUCAUCAAUGUCGGGUGUUUUUCAUGUUUUGAUGCUUAAGAAGCAUUUACACGAUUGGGAGCAGCAGAGGGUGAUUGAUGCACCAGAGUUAGAGAUUCAGGCAGAUUUGACCACCAUCGAGAUUCCAGUUUGCAUCCUUGCAAGGGAGGACAAGAAGCUUAGAAAUAAGGUGAUUCCUUUAGUGAAGGUCAAGUGA
Molecule: messenger RNA, 324 nt
Organism: Asparagus officinalis (garden asparagus)
Lineage: Eukaryota; Viridiplantae; Streptophyta; Magnoliopsida; Asparagales; Asparagaceae
Exons: 1
Coding region: 1-324 (107 amino acids)
Source: RefSeq, a predicted model, not a curated record